Peromyscus maniculatus bairdii (prairie deer mouse) is the source of this 1261-nucleotide messenger RNA. RefSeq names its product MCTS family member 2 (gene Mcts2). Gene Ontology annotation, molecular function: RNA binding. The record is from RefSeq and is a predicted model, not a curated record. Gene Ontology annotation, biological process: formation of translation preinitiation complex. NCBI's taxonomy places the organism in Eukaryota, Metazoa, Chordata, Mammalia, Rodentia, Cricetidae.
ACUGCGCAGCCGUAGGGAAGACGGGAGCAUCUACUGCGCAGCCGUUGGGAAGACGGGAGCAUCUACUGCGCAGCCGUAGGGAGGACGGGAGCAUCCACUGCGCAGCCGUAGGGAAGACUGGAGCAUCUACUGCGCAGCCGUAGGGAGGACGGGCGCAUCCCGAUUGGCUGGUUAUCUCCAAGGGAGUUGGGCAGUGUGCCCGGAAGAGGCGGCGCGACUCCGUGCAGGUCCAGUCGGAACCCGAAGUGGCCGUCUAUCCGUAGACGUGGACACUCUGACGCAUUAUCCGGUCCGAGCCCCGCCCUUUCUGCAAUCGGAAGUCCGGAAAAGGGCCGGAAGUCGGGGGGAAGAGCUGUGGGGUGACCACGUCGGGGUCAGAGCAAACGUGAGGGUCAGUGAGACGGAAGUAAUCGGAUCUUACGUAGCCGUAAAGUGCAGUCGGUCGAACCAUCUUCCGGUUAGCGACAACGGCCGGCUCGGAUGCCGGUGUUAUCCUUCCUGUAGACCGCAGCGCGGACCUUCGGCGAUCCACACUUCGCUUCAGCUCUACCCUGUCGGCGCCUCUUCACACCAAGAUCAUGUUCAAGAAAUUUGACGAGAAGGACUGUGUGUCCAACUGCAUCCAGCUGAAAACUUCCGUUAUUAAGGGUAUUAAGAGCCAACUGACUGAGCAGUUCCCAGGUAUCGAGCCGUGGCUUAAUCAAAUCAUGCCUAAGAAAGAUCCCGUCAAAAUAGUGCGAUGCCAUGAACACAUGGAAAUCCUUACAGUUAAUGGAGAAUUACUGUUUUUCAGGCAGAGAAAAGGACCCUUUUAUCCAACGCUAAGGUUACUUCACAAAUACCCAUUUAUCCUACCACACCAGCAGGUCGACAAAGGAGCCAUCAAAUUUGUGCUCAGUGGUGCAAAUAUCAUGUGUCCGGGUUUAACAUCUCCUGGAGCAAAGCUCUAUGCUGCUGCAGUAGAUACCAUCGUGGCGGUCAUGGCAGAAGGGAAGGAGCACGCCCUGUGUGUCGGAGUCAUGAAAAUGGCUGCAGCAGACAUUGAGAAAGUCAACAAGGGCAUCGGCAUAGAGAACAUCCAUUAUCUAAAUGACGGGCUGUGGCACAUGAAGACAUAUAAGUGAGCCUUAGACGCAAUGCACUUGAACUAAAUAUAAAUAUUGUGUUGUAUCUGUGUGUGUGUCUGUAUGUGACAUCAUGAAGAAAAUGCCUCUGUGGUUGUGAUGAAUAAAUUCAACAGAUACCUUUAAAAAAAUGAAAA